Messenger RNA from Selaginella moellendorffii, 2115 nucleotides. RefSeq names its product probable inactive purple acid phosphatase 27. Lineage: Eukaryota; Viridiplantae; Streptophyta; Lycopodiopsida; Selaginellales; Selaginellaceae. The coding region runs from base 1 to 2088 and encodes 695 amino acids. The record is from RefSeq and is a predicted model, not a curated record. The transcript has 14 exons. Gene Ontology annotation, molecular function: metal ion binding; acid phosphatase activity.
AUGAACUUGCCUUGCCGGUUCCUUUCCGUCAAGGGGUCCCUAAGCCACCGCUUGCUGGUGCUCCGGCGCGUCCUCUGCGAGCUACGGGCUGGAGCUGGAAGAGGAGGCAUGAAUGCGAUCGUGCUGGAAAUUGAUGUUGAAAGCAUCCAAGCUUGUUGGCUUGCUCUUCCGUUUCUACCUCGCGUUUGCCAGGGUUGUGCGAAUAUCCAUACGAGGGCAGUAGGAACAAUGAGCCGUCCGUUGGUUGCUUCUUGUUUCCUCCUCAUUUUGCUGCAACUUUGUGGAUCGAGCUUCCAGCACAGGCACGUCCUCUCUCGUUUGAGAACUGAUCGCGCUUUGAUUGGUCUCAAUGAGUCUGCCUCCGUCCAAGUUUAUCCUCAGCUACUCGGACUUAAGUGGGGGUAUGUGGGAUAUGUCACUGUGAAAUACCAAAGGUCUUCUGGAGCUAGCAAUGACGACUGGAUUGGUGUUUUCUCGCCAUCAAAGUUCAACGCGUCGGCUUGCUUGGACGAUUAUAAUGGUCCAAAUAGGGAAUAUCCUCCGAAUUUGUGCACUGCUCCCAUCAAGUUCCAAAAUGCUUCCGCUUCACCCGACUACGUCAGCACUGGCAAUGGACAAAUCGCGUUCCGUCUUAUCAACCAACGCUCUGACUUUGUGUUCGCUCUGUUCACUGGCGUUCAUACUCCGGUGCUCAUUGCUGUGUCCAGCCCAGUCACCUUUGCGCACUUAAAGAUGCCUUUAUACCCAAGACUAGCUCAAGGACAAUUUUGGAAUGAGAUGACUGUAACGUGGACUAGUGGUUAUCGAACCAGCGAAGCGAUUCCGUUCGUUUCGUAUGAGGUUGCGGAUCACAUUGCACUUCACAAGAUUCCGUCAUUCUCUCCGGCUAGCACACUUUCAUUGUCUCGUGGAGACAUGUGUGGACCUCCAGCGUCCACUGUUGGCUGGCGUGAUCCCGGCCAAAUUCAUACUGGAUCAAUGAAGGAUUUAUUGCCCAACACAAGAUAUAGCUAUCGCGUUGGUCAUAAGUUAUCAGAUAACUCGGUCGUGAUGAGUCCGAUUAAAUAUUUUAAGUCUCCUCCAUUUCCUGGUGAAGAGUCGUUGCAACGGGUUGUCAUCUUUGGAGAUUUGGGAAAGCACGAAAGAGAUGGAUCAAUGAUGUACGAUGAUUUCCAGUUUGGCUCACUGAACACAACCGACACGAUCACAAAAGAAAUAGACAACAUUGACAUUAUUUUCCACAUUGGAGACUUAUCCUAUGCAACGGGGUAUAUUUCUCAAUGGGAUCAGUUCACGGAACAGAUUGAAGGAAUGACUUCACGUGUCCCUUAUAUGACGGCCAGUGGAAAUCAUGAACGGGAUUGGCCUAACUCUGGUUCCUUUUAUAACACAACGGACUCCGGAGGCGAGUGUGGGGUGCUUUCAUCAACUGUGUUCAACAUGCCUGUCAAGAACAGGGAAAAGUUCUGGUAUUCGACGGAUUAUGGGCUUUUACACUUCUGCAUUGCCGACUCGGAGCACGACUGGCGCAAAGGAAGCGAGCAGUACAAGUGGAUCGAAGAAUGCCUUGCUAGCGCGGACAGGCAAAAGCAGCCAUGGUUGAUAUUCAUCGCUCACCGUGUCCUUGGCUACUCUUCGUGGUACGUAGCCAGCGAGAACACUACUGCAGAGCCAUUUAGCAGGGAAAGCCUGCAAGGUUUGUGGCAAAAGUACAAGGUGGACAUCGCCUUCUACGGCCACGUCCACAACUACGAGCGAUCCUGUCCAGUUUAUGACGAGGUUUGCGUUACCAAUGAGACCAAUGUUUACUCUGGGAAAUUCAAUGCAACGAUUCACGUAGUCGCGGGAGGUGCUGGGGCUUCACUCACGCCGUUCCCGUCGCCAACGCCGGCAUGGAGCGUGAAGCGUGACUAUGACUAUGGUUACACAAAGAUCACGGCGUUCAAUCGAUCAUCGCUGCUGUUCGAGUACAAGAAGAGUUCGGACGGCCAAGUUUACGACAGUUUCUGGAUCCACAGGGAGUUCAAAGACGUGCUCGGCUGUGACGCUGCAAACGUGUUUUGUCCUCAAGUGACAUCCGCGAUUUAAUAGAGAUACUUCUUCCUUAUUAUUUCA